Messenger RNA from Beta vulgaris subsp. vulgaris (sugar beet), 1004 nucleotides. Its product is annotated as cytochrome c oxidase subunit 5b-2, mitochondrial. Gene Ontology annotation, biological process: mitochondrial electron transport, cytochrome c to oxygen. Gene Ontology annotation, cellular component: mitochondrial envelope. Lineage: Eukaryota; Viridiplantae; Streptophyta; Magnoliopsida; Caryophyllales; Amaranthaceae. The transcript has 6 exons. The record is from RefSeq and is a predicted model, not a curated record. The coding region runs from base 244 to 741 and encodes 165 amino acids.
CCAUGAUCCAAAGUCCAAAACCCAACCUGGCCCAACCCCCAAAGAGCCGCCCUCCUCCUCUCCCUCUCUCUCUCCUCAAAAAGUCACUUCUAACAGAAGAAGUAAGAGAGAGAAAAACAAUCGUUCCCAUUUUUCAUCCAACUUUUGUCGAUUGAUUCAAUUUAAACACACAAAAAAGGGGUGACCUAAAGAUCCAGAACACAAUCUCAUCAUCUUCAUCUUCUUCAAAUUCGAAUUUGAAUCAUGUGGCGAAGACUUGUUUUCUCUCACCUCAAAACCAUUUCUUCUUCAUCCUCCAUUGCUAAACCUUCCUUUUCUCUCGCUCCUCGUCUUUCUACUUCCUCAUUUCGCUCAUCUUCUUCCUUCUUCUCUCGCUCUUUCUCCGCCGAUGCCGAUGUGUUCAAGUCGAAGCCGAGGGCUGAAGAUGUGAUGCCCAUUGCUACUGGUCAUGAGCGUGAAGAGCUUGAAGCUGAGCUUCAGGGGAAGGAUAUUCUGGAGAUUAACUAUCCUGUAGGUCCUUUUGGUACCAAGGAAAAUCCUGCUAUUGUUCAGUCCUACUAUGACAGAAGAAUCGUCGGAUGUCCAGGAGGCGAAGGAGAGGAUGAACAUGAUGUUGUCUGGUUUUGGCUGGAGAAAGAGAAGUCAUUUGAGUGUCCAGUGUGCACACAGUACUUCAAGUUGGAAGUCGUUGGCCCUGGCGGUGACCCUGAAGGACAUGAUGAAGAUGAUCACCACCACUGAUUGUAGUUUAUGAUUGUAGUGACGAAAUAAGAUCUGGUGAGACAAUGAGACAAGGUCUAUGAAAAUUCUGCUGCUGCUGCUUUCAAAUUGAAAGGCGUAAAAGCUUGUUUUGUUUUUUCUUUUUUAAUGGAUCCUUAGAUGGAUGCCUGUUUGGUAACAAUCUAGUCCAAUCUUGCUCUAUUUUUGAGAGAAAUACGACAAAGAGUUGUUUCUUUACCAUUGAGCUGGUAAUUGGAAGUAUAAAUUCCAUUCACAUUUCUUCA